ACGUGUAAAUCACACGGUGCUUGUAACAAGAACAUGCAGAUGUCAUACAGUUUGUUCGGGACAUAAGUUGUCACUGGUCCAUAAGCCACGAUCCCGUGGCAGUGAGUGUUGUUUCGGACUGUCUACAACGAAGUGCAAACGCGCUGUCCGAUUUGCGUUUUUUUUUCACCCCGUUUUUUUUUCUCACAGAUCAUCGCGGGUCCCGUUACCAGCUGCACACCACAGUGUCCAAAUAACCCGUGUGGCGUGCGCAUCUCAUCUGCGCUGCCCGUACGCGUACACACAGUGUGCUCUAAAGAAAAUAGUGAUUUAAAAGUCGUGCAAAGUUAGAAAUCUCACUGCAUCGAAUCAUUAACUAUUUCUUUUUAGCAUUUUUGGCCGUCGCGGUCAAAUCCAGUUUUUUGCCGGACCAAUGUAUAUAGACGCGUUUAAACGGAUGAUAUUUGAACGCCUCAGUUGUUUGAAGAGAAUGUGUGUAUGUCAGCGACAAUGCAGUUCAUUUGCCAUGUCUAAGGUUGCAGUGAAGAAACUGCAUUGGCGCUCUAAAGUGCAGGAGACCUUCAUACCGCUGGUGGGCAGCUCGGGGGAGCUGGGUGUGGCCAUCGGAGGCGGGGCUGAUUAUGGAGAGUUCCCAUUUGUCACCGCUGCACCUGGAGGAGGGAUCACUGUUGGAGAUAUCAUAAUAGAAAUCGGAGGAACGUCUGUUUUGGGCCUGACCUUAGGAGAUGUGCGCGGGGUCCUAAACUCCUGUCCCCAUCCCAUCCGCAUCAAGACAGUUUCUCCAGGUUCGACUCUAUGCAAGGACUUACGGUUAUACCUGAGCAAAUGUUUCACGCCUGGUUCUGUGGACAGUCAGCUCCAGCAGAUCAUCAGAGAAAACCUUUAUCUGAGAGCCGUGCCCUGUACAACUAGACAGCCGCGGGACGGGGAGAUCACAGGAGUCGACUAUAACUUUGUCUCGGUUGAAGAGUUCUUCUCGCUUGAGGAGUCUGGGGCGCUGCUGGAGAGCGGCAAGUUCAAAGGGAAUUACUAUGGAACCCCUCGCCCGGUCCACAUCAAUCCUGAUAGUCCUCCCAUCACCUACCAGGAGCACAGGAACCUGCUGAGGAAAUUUCGUACCCGCAGCAAAUCUCUCAGCAAUCUGGAGAAAGCAGGCGAGGAGGGUGACAACAGCGAGGAGGACUCAGGGCUGUCAGUUUUAGGAGGUUCGGCAGGGGUGAGCAGUGUCCCCGCCCACACUUCAUCCAGUAGCCAAUCACGAAAUUCCAGUAGAGGAGACGGCAGUGCCUUGGAGAAUGGAGUCGAGCCCCGUAGAUGUGCACAGGAAACAGAAAACUGGGAGAUGAUGUACAGCGACUCAGGGAAUCCCUACUACAAAGACCAUCAUCUGAAGCUAUCUUCUUGGUGUAGCCGCCAAACUCACAGCAGAGAAAACAUCCCAAUGACCAAAAUGGCAGAGUUUACAGAUCAGCCAGGUGAACUGAAAGGCUUUUCUGUUCACACCAGUCUGGUAAAGGGCUCAAGGGGCUUCGGCUUUAACAUUGUGGGUGGCAGCAGGCCUCGGGAGUUCCUGCAGAUCUACAGCAUCACUUCUGGAGGACCUUCCACCCUUAAAACCGCGGACAUUCUGGUGUACAUCAACGAUACCUGCGUGCUGGGCUGGACUCACAAAGAGGUAGUGGAGAUGUUAAAAGUCCUUCCAGUGGGUCAUACUGUGGACUUUGUGGUGCGUAGAGGUUACCCCAUGCUUUUUAACUCUGAUGGCAGUCCGAAGAUGCCCCACCAUAGGUUGAUGGCUUCCCCAGGCCGUGACUCACAGUCACUACAUCUACCUCCACCAACCACCACACAACCCAGAGCUCAAGCUCCCCUCCCUUAUGCUCAGCUACACCUCAACCACAACAGUCCAUCAUGGUCUGACUUUGAGAGAGGCUCCUCGAGACAUCUCAGAGCACGGCAGUCAAGGUUGAGUCUGGAUGCUAACGGUAAUUCAUCUCCUUAUGGUUCACCCUCAAGAGCUCCUUACCCAUACUCGAAUGGUUACGGGAGUGGCUACCUGAGACCGCAGCGCUCCUCAAGAGGGAUCGGAAGUUUACAGAAUGCAGAUCUGGCCAGCCAAAGUGACAGUGAAGUGGUGUCUGCUAUUGGAUCACACAGGGCCUCUUUUAUCCGCAACCACAAUAACAACACAAUGUCCACUCCACCACCUCGCCGUCUAUACUCCAACUUCAAAUCUUCCGAAAGUGACCUGUCCUCAUGCACUCCACCACCCACGUCGCGGUUGCCCCUGCCCCACACAGAAAUAAGUCCUGGGCCGCUUUCCUUUUCCCCCGGAAGAGAAAGACGCUACUCACAUCUCCGUCAGCAUGCGUUGCUGACCCCGCCCAACAGCGCCCAUUCAGACGGGCCUUACUUCACUUUCAAUGGGACGGCCAGCGCCAGCAGCAGUCCAAUCAGCAGCAUCCCGUCACCCGGAGCCAUGAGCAGUAUCAUCGGCAGUGGAUUUCCUGGAAAUGGGGAAUUAGUCCCUGUUGUCUUGGCUAAGUGUGAGAGAGGGAGCAACAUGGGGUUCAGUGUCACCGCCGGAGGUCACGGAGGCAGACAGACGCUUGUGAAGAAGGUCUGGGACCCAAGACAGUGUAACGGACUUCAGUCGGGUGAUGCUAUUGUGAAGAUCAAUGGAGCGGAUAUACAGAGUCUCAGUUUUGCACAGGUCCAAAGGAUUCUGCAGGAACACACAAAAAAAGGAGAGGUUAUUGUGCUAGUUUACAGAGGGGGUCCCUCACAUUACUCCAUUUCCCCUAAUUCUGUGCGUCGACUAACUCCUCCCCCUCCACGCUCCGCCUCUGACUCAGAAGUUCCUUAUACAGACUCCACCCCAUUAGCGUGCAACUCUCUAACCCCGCCCUCUCCAGCGCUAGUGCGCUCCUCAUUGGUUCAAAGCACCAGCUUUCUGGAUUCUGUACCUGUCACUCUCACGCUUGAGCCACGGGAUUGGAUGAGUUCAGAGGAAGGCGGGACAAUGCUCAGUCCAAGAGUUAAAACAGAAGGGAAAGAACAGGUCAUUAAGCUGCGAGGGUAUGAGGUGGAGCUAAAGAGGAAGUCAGGUGAAGGAUUUGGAUUUGUUAUCGCUUCUCAGGAUGUGGAAAAUGGCAAAGCAGCGUCUCUGCUCCCUCACAGGUUUGUGACAGUACGCAGAGGCAGCCCGGCGGCCCGCAGCGGUCAGAUCAGGCCCGGGGAUCGCCUGGAGGCGGUUGAUGGGAGAUCAGUGGUUAAUUUACCCCACAGAGAGCUGGCUCAGAUCCUGCGGAGAGCUGGAAACACACUGCGCUUAACCAUUGUACCACGCUCCAGUGCUCAUUCUUCAGAGCAUGCUGACCAUGACCCUGAUUCUAAGAACAGGAAAUCUCACAGGUCAAAAUCAAAGGACGCCUCGCGCUACUACAGUGUGGAGCUGGAGAGAGGGCCCACAGGGUUUGGUUUUAGUCUCAGAGGAGGGAGUGAAUAUAACAUGGGCCUCUAUGUGCUGGGGCUGAUGGAGGGAGGACCAGCCUCACGCAGCCACAAAAUACAGGUGAGCGAUCAGCUUGUGGAGAUCAAUGGUAACAGUACAGCAGGAAUGAGUCACGCUCAGGCUGUUGAGCAGAUCAGAACCGGAGGGAUCAGGAUACACCUCGUCUUCAAACGGGGCAAUGGAUACGUCCCUGACUACGACCGUGAUCACGUCGCAGCCGUCUCCUCCUCACCCCCGGCCCUGCAGUCGGGUUUGGCUGCAGUGACCCGUCGCCGCGGCCAACGGGAUGCCGCAUCCAGCAUUCCAAAACCAGUGAAGACCAAAAGGGGGCGGAGACAACAGAAGGGGUGGGGAAGCGAUGGAGGAGACCGAGAGAGCCCUGACAGUCACAAGGGCAGAAAUCAAAGCCGGGAGUGGAAGUUUGAAGAUGAAAGGAGGAAACGAAGGUCACAAAGCUUGCCCAGAGACAUACUGAAAGGACAGAGUAAAGAAAAAAUGGAGGUGCAAAUUGAAAAGGAAGAGAAAUGGAAGAAAAAGAAUGAAAAGAAAAGAGAACACAGGCCAAACAGGAGCGACGAGACGGUGAGAUGGGAGAGUAGCAAGAGCGAGGGAGCUGUGGAAAAGGAGGAAAGUCAGAACACACAAGACAUCCAUAACCAGAGACUUCCUGAACCUAAACUGCAGUGGGAGGAAGAAGAGAAGUGGGAGUGGGAGAGAGAGCCUGAGAGAGAGUGGAUGAGAGAGAGUGAAUGGCCGAGGCACAAUUCAGACAGCGACAGAGAGGAAGAUUGGGAAAGAGAGAAUGAGAGAAAGGUCAAAAAUGAAUUGCGAGAUUGGGAGUUGAACGGAAAAACUGAAGGAGGGAUACCUAACAAAAAACACGAAGAUGGAGUAGAAAGUAGUCGUAGGUCUCGUCCUUUUUCAGGCGUCCUUGUCCUGCCUCCAGCAGUUCAGCCCCGCCCACUUCAUCCCAGCACGUCCUUAUCUGGGCUUUCUUGUGAAGGGAAGCCUGAUUUCAAUCAGAUCCCGUUUGAUUUUCUAACAUCUGCCCCAUCCGACUACGCAGAUUCCGAGUCAGAAACCAGUGUAUCUGAUGGUAGUGUUUCGGCAGCCAGUAUCUCUGGUCUUUCUGCGUAUUUGAAUGAAGCACUGAACACAAAAUUCACUCAGAGGACCCCAGGACCCCCACUUCCAGGCCCCUGGCUAAAACCCACCUCACAUAGACACAUUAGAGAAGACAAGAGGAUGCCAAUAGUAGGGAGACGUAGAGGAGCAGAAACUUAAUUUGAUCCGAUUUUGAUGUUUACUAAAGCAAGCAUUACUGUAUCGAUAGGGAUUUAAAGCCGCAGUGUCGCAACCAAAACAGUGCGUAAACAAAAACAAAACGUUCUUCUUAUCUUAACUCAAUUUCCCAGAAGUUGACCCAAAGUUGAGCUGCUGGGUAUCAUUUUGGGAGAAAUGUCAGUUUGACGUCAAUUUGAUGUCAGUUUGAGGUCAUUUGAGUUAAGCACACGUAAAAAUACAGUAAGGAUGACAGGAAACCUGCUAUUUUAUUUUCCAACACAGAUGGCGAUAGAGAGGCAAAGUUACGGAUUGCAGUUUUUAACAAAAAUUUUAAGCAAGCGCCUUCAUUUUCUAAAUAAAAUGUUACUGUUAACAGUAUGAUGGUAAAAGAAUAAUUUGUGUAAAAACGUCAGUCCACGUCUAAUUUCUUCAAUAUGUUAAGUGAUUAUAAAUGGAAAGGUUAAGCUUAUGUAAUUGAAAUAUACAGCAGAAGACUUUAAAGAGUUUUAAAGCUCUCACUCCAGCUUGCUCUCUCCCACUCUUCUCUCUCCAUCUCUUGUUGUUCAUGAAGAAAGUCUGCAGCCAUAAACUCACCAUGCAUCUUUUAUUUUUAUAUCAGAAUGUUUGUAUAGUAUUUUCACUUGGUAUCUAAAGGGCCAAAUAUUCUUUUUACAUUUUAUAGUGUCCUAAGUCCAACUUUAACUUUCAGUACUUCACACACCCCAUCAUCCACAACAUUUUGAAAAGUAACAAAUUAAUACCGGAUGAUUUUCGCGCUUGUUGUGCAUUUUAUCUUGAUCUCUUCUGAGGGAAAUAUUCUUGUCAAUUUUUAUGAAUGGUAUAUAUAUACACUGUAUGUAUGUACAGUAUGUAAAAUGGAAGCGUUAAGAGGCCAUUUUCUUGUCCGUUUCCUUGUGUGUUUGUUUCAAUUUUAUGUACACGUACACAAAUGUGUGUGUGCCCUCUGGGUCUCUGACAUCUCAGGGAGCAAAUAUACAACCGUUGUUGAUCCUGAACAGGCACCUGUUUAGAGUAUGUUCCUUAUGCCAAGCCCUCAAAGUUGUCCUUAUGGUUGCCUUGGUAACAUAAGUCUCUUCCUGUCUGCAAGCUUUGACCUCUGUGACCUCAGAAACGUCAAACUAAAAGCAGUUUAAAAAUGACUUAUAUUGAUUAAUAUUUCUUUUAUACAUGGUUUACACAAUGUAACACAUUGGCCCAUAACAUAUGUACUGCGGCUGAAACACAUUCACUUUGUUGCAUAGAGAAAUUAAGGGAAUUUCAGAUCAUAACAAAAAUUAUGAAGAAUUUACGUUUUACCUCGUAUCAACAUUUAUUUUUCCAGCAAUAGGAUAUCAAUAGGAAACGUGAAUAGUUAUAAUAUACAUUUUUACUAAACAUAGAUGUUGGAGUUGCAAUACAGGCAUUGUGCCAACCCUAAAUGCCUCUUUGUUUGAUCUCUAUUGAUAAAAAGCUUGCUAAAGUAAAAGUGAGAGAGUUCUUGACUCAUAUAUUGCGUCCUUGUUAAAAAGUAGCUUGAUAUACUGACAAAUAUUUAGAGUUCAACCUACAAACUGUGCCUACUUAUCAGUUGUGUUCCUGCUUCCUAAUCUGCCAAAAUAUCACCGUUAUUUUUUCCAUCCUACUCUUAACCAGAAUUCAUACGCACAUUAAAUCUAUGCAUAUUUUUCCAUUUCAAACCACAGCAGAUAACCAGGACAGCAGUGUGCUCUGUGCACUCCCCCAGCAGGUCUGGGAUCAGUUUGUGUAACCGUCAUUUACAAGUCUGGUGUAAAUGGUUCACGAAUUAGAAAUAAAUGAGUGCAUCUUUAAACAUAUCAUGUUAUUCAGAGUUUGAGCCAAUGUCUCUAAUGAAUCUUCUGCUUCUCUGUUUGUCACCUGUAUUCAAUCUGAAGUGAGAGUUUUAGAGAUCGAGCCUUUACGUCAAUACUAAUCUCUAUGGCCAUAUGUACUGUUUGUAAAUACAUUUAAAUAGGCCUAUAUUAUUAUAAUUAUAUAAAUAUACAUAUAUUAUGUUUAUAUUAUGAUUAUAUUGUUAUACUCCACUGUAACCGUAACAAAUUAUAUGAGCGUUAUAUAA
This is a messenger RNA of Triplophysa rosa, 6896 nucleotides long. It is a transcript of the gene magixb, whose product is annotated as membrane-associated guanylate kinase, WW and PDZ domain-containing protein 2. The record is from RefSeq and is a predicted model, not a curated record. The transcript has 17 exons. Gene Ontology annotation, molecular function: protein binding. Gene Ontology annotation, cellular component: cytoplasm. NCBI's taxonomy places the organism in Eukaryota, Metazoa, Chordata, Actinopteri, Cypriniformes, Nemacheilidae. Gene Ontology annotation, biological process: signal transduction. The coding region runs from base 413 to 4798 and encodes 1461 amino acids.